AUCCCUGUCUCUGCAUCCUGAGCGAUUCUUCUCUGUUCUUAGCUUUAGUUUGUCUUUCAAAAUUUCAAAAUUGGUGAAGGGCAAGUUCAGCUUCUUGAGUGGAUCUUGAUAACGCUACGGUCCAUUCAAUCGUGUUUAUAAGCUUGCAAAAUGAAAUUCUGCAGUGUCACUCGUCUGAAUUUGAUUUUUCUGUGAUCUUUCAGGCCCUUUAUCACUGUAAUAUCUAGUUCCUUGUUCAUAUUUCCCCUUAAUUGCUUUUACUUUUGAAUCUGUUUUUUGAAUUUCCUUGUUUCACGCUUAUUUUACCCUAAAUUGCUUUCACUUUUGAAUCUGUUAUUUAAAUUUCUUUUGUUUCGCUCUUAUUUUGCCCUUAAUUGCUUUCACUUUUGAAUAUGCUAUUUGAUUUUCCUUGUUCCAUGCAAACGCACUCUGUCCCAAAACUGUCUUUGACACCGAUGUUUUGAGGCAAUUUCUUCGUUUGCGACAUUAACUACUUCCGUUCUGGCAAACUCGUCCAUGAAAUUUUCAUUUCAUGGCUUCUCUUUUUCGGAUACAACCAAACAUAAUGUGAGCUAGUUGAGGGACAUAAUGUUCAGCAUAGCUUUUUCCGGUGAUGAACAAGUCUCGAGAUUUGUAGUGUGGAAAUCUGUGAAGUCACUUUACGAGAAAAGUGUAAGAGUCCAUUACUGUGCUCUUGUCUCCAGUGUUUGAGUAGUCUAAAGAAGUGUUUGAAUAUGAAAAUCCAACUCCUGCUGGUAAAGUGAUGCCUCUAGUGUCAGACAGACCAUGCUCUCAUUCAAACUUAUUUCCUUACACCACAAUUACCAUACAUAGUGGCCACCUUCCUUUGUUUGUUGCUGUCAGGAAUCUCAGUUGGUUAUAAUCUUUUAUUAUAAAAUCUGAUUGUACAUUCCUUUAUUUUCUUAAGGCUAUGUUUUUUUAGUGAAUUUGAGAAGAUGAAUUUGAGGGGAUUUGAGAGAAUUUGAAGAUAAUUGUUUUUUUUCGUUUAUUUGAGUGAAUUUGAAGGUAAAUAAAAGUGAAUUUGAAAAUAAUUUUUUUUAAUUUGUCAUGUCGAUACAAUUCUUUACUAAUUCUCACAAAUUUUAUUUUCAAAUUCACUCUUAUUUAUCUCCAAAUUCACUCAAAUAAACGACAAAAUAAAUUAUCUUCAAAUCCUCUCAAAUCUACUCAAAAGAAUAGGGCCUAAAAGCUUGGAACAAUUGUUUUGGAAUUAACCAUCACGUGAUGGAUCUGCAUAUGUUGUCUUGGGUUGGACACGUUAACUAUGGAGCCAUAAUAUUUUGUUCAAUUAAAAGCUAACUAGAAACAGGUGGAAUCUUGGGUAAUUGUUGAUACCAUUUGUCUUAAACUGGAAACAAUUUCAAAUCCUUCAACUAAUUUCAAAAGACCUCUGGAAGAAAUAGGGUUAAAACACGUGCAUAACCGCUUCCCAUCACUUCUGAAGUCUUUAAUCAAGACAGAAAGGUGUCAAGAAGAAUAUCCCUAAAGAAUUACGAACUCUGUUAAGUGUCAGCUUAGAAUCUGGGUAUCUUCUGUUCCAGCUACAAUUUACUAUACCCUGUGACUAAUACAUUUGUCCAUAUAUAUAUAUAUAUAUAUGUUGGUGUAUGUAUUCUACUUCUUAGUUUAAGAAGCUCUACGAAGAUAGGGAAGAUGUUGGAUAUAUUGAAGCCUGGUUAUAAAGAUUACCACUUUAUAAGGAGGAAAUAUUCUUUAAUGCAAAGAGAAGAAAUUUAAACAAGGAAAAUGUUAUGUUGACAAUGAAUUUUUGACGACAAUCUAACAACGCUAGGUGGCGUCUUGGCAUUGGCUUUGUAAAGUGAAAAAAAAAUGAGGAAGAGGGUAUCAGGCCGAGGGGUAUUUUUGGAAGAAGAUUUUGAAAUUUUAAGAAAUGGGUUUGGCGGUUUAAUUUGGGCGUAACGUGCGCACCAUUCCUUCUUCUCUGUAGCUGUCUCCUCCAUCUUAACCCUUCGUUGUUCUCUGUGGCUCCGUCCUCCAUCUUCACCCUUCCAUCUUCUCUCGCUUUGUAUCUUGGGUUUAGGGAAUUUUUGUGUUUGGAAGGCGGGUGCAGUUUUGUGUGUGGUUACUGUUGUGUGUGGUUACUUUUGUGUGCAGGCUGUGGAGCAUUGUCGUUGUUGUGGGCACUUUCAAUGGAAGGGAAAAACCGAAGUUGGCGGCUUGUUAUCUCGAUGGAGUCAUCGAUCAUUAUUGAAAUGAAUCGUGUACUACAAAAGUGUCAUGUGGAACGCAUUAGGAUGACUCCAUUUAUGUGGUGUUUGAAUAUUCAUAACCCUGUGGAAGUGAAUUUGAAAUUAUUGAAGGUUAUGGUUUGCAGGUGGGCCGGACAUGAUAAUAGUUUUAGAGUGAGUCAAAAGUUGGUCCCCUUUUCAGUUAUUGAUGUGUUCAUGAGCCUAGGUUUAGAAAUAGGUGGUUUAGAGAUUUCGUUUGAUGAAGUAGUUGUUGGAAUGGUUGGUGAAAUGUUUAAAUAAAAAACUAUCAGUUUGAAGGAUUUGACGGACAUGUUUAAUGUCAUUGUGCAUGAUAAUAACAUUGAUGUUGAUGUAGUAUGUAGGUUAUAUAUAUUAGUUUGUUUGGUUGUUUUUUAUUUUCCUAGGAAAUCAAGGCAUGUUUGUAACAUGCCUUUUGUAGUGUUAGAUGACUUAGACAGUUUGUGUCUAUACGAUUGGUGUACCGGUGUACAUAUACAUAUUGUACAGAAUUUAAAUAAAUGUAAGAAGAAAAUUAUGAGAGGAGAUAUUGCGCAGUCACUCACUCUUAGUGGCAAUGUGGCAGUGUUGCAGGUAACAUGAUUUAUAGUUGAUUAUUUUGAUGUACUGGAGAACAUUGUGAAGGAUGACGGAGGGAUGAGUGAAGGAUCCAAGGUUGAGAAAGAUGAUGACGAAAGCUCUGAUGACGACACAUGGGAAGUAGGUGCCGAGAAGAGAUUGAGGAAAAACAAUGAAGAUCUCAGAGCAUUGAAUGCCAAGAUUGGAGUUCUUACUAGGGAGUUAAUUGAAAUUUGUCAAACUCCAAUCUUCACUGAAGAAGAUGCAUGUGGUAGUGAUGAAGAAGUUGCUGGCGGAGUUGAUGAAGCACCUGAAGUUGGGGGUGAUGAAGAGGCUGAAGUUGGUCGUGAUCGUGGAUUUAAACAACAAGAUGAUGGUAAUGUAGUUGAUGACCCUCUAGGUGCAUAUACGGAAGUAAGAGGGGAGGAUAAAACCGCAUGUGAAGAUGAGAUAGUUUCAAGAAGUCAUGAUAAAAUUGUUUGUAUUGAAAUUGAUGAUGAUGGUGAUGAAGUCCAACCGGAGGCCGUCCCAUUGGUUAUCCCCCCAUUGCGCAGUUUUGCUGGGGAUCCAAGGACCACUGUUGAUGUAGACCAAUUGUACAAAGCAGUCAGCGUCAGAGAGAUCACUGUAUACAGGGUUGUAAGCGAGAUAAUUGGGCAAACCUUGAGCACGACUUCAUUUUACACUUUGGCCCCGAUAAAAUACGUUGAUAACAUGCACCAUAUUCUUACAGCUUAUAGGAAACGUCCACAGAAUCGUCAUGUUUGGACGCUUCAUAACUAUAACAGUUAUCUGCGUAGCGAUCAUUUUGGACUUGGAGACUUUGCCACAACUGACUUUUUGUUUAUGCCAUUUGUCCACGACGAUCAUUGGUGGUGUUAUUCAGUGAAAUUAAGUUCAUUAGAGAUAUUUGUGAUUGACUCAUUGGGUAAGGGGAUCAGAGACCGGAAAAGGAUAGACACAGCUGUUGCUGAAAAUAUGGCACGAUUUUUUUGCCUCUUGAUGAAUAGACCGGAAGGUAGUAUUGCUCCUUUGACUGUUAAACAAGCAAAUAUCUCAUCCCAACCAAACUUACAUGAUUGUGGAGUCAUAAUGUUGAAAGCAAUGGAAAUUUGGGAUGGAGACGAGAAAUACAACGGAAAAAGCAUGCCUCAAUAUACAACCGAGGAGCUACUUGGGAUUAGAAAGAAAUAUGUAUGUGACUAGAUCCUCGACAACGAGAACAUAAGACGAAUGGAAGCCCUAGAGCUAUAUGGCAUUUUUUAGGAUAGCUUACAGAUGAAAAAAUUUGUUCUUGUAACACAACAUGUUUAUAUAUGUACAUAAUGGAAGUUGAUAAUGUAGACAUUGUAUUUGUAAUAAGAUUAUUGGUUGGAUUUUGAA
This is a messenger RNA of Vigna angularis (adzuki bean), 4190 nucleotides long. RefSeq lists its product as uncharacterized. The transcript has 9 exons. Gene Ontology annotation, biological process: proteolysis. The record is from RefSeq and is a predicted model, not a curated record. NCBI's taxonomy places the organism in Eukaryota, Viridiplantae, Streptophyta, Magnoliopsida, Fabales, Fabaceae. Gene Ontology annotation, molecular function: cysteine-type peptidase activity. The coding region runs from base 2886 to 4013 and encodes 375 amino acids.